Melanotaenia boesemani (Boeseman's rainbowfish) is the source of this 4254-nucleotide messenger RNA. It is a transcript of the gene larp1b, whose product is annotated as La ribonucleoprotein 1B. The record is from RefSeq and is a predicted model, not a curated record. The coding region runs from base 397 to 3723 and encodes 1108 amino acids. Gene Ontology annotation, biological process: positive regulation of translation; mRNA stabilization. Gene Ontology annotation, molecular function: RNA cap binding. Lineage: Eukaryota; Metazoa; Chordata; Actinopteri; Atheriniformes; Melanotaeniidae. Gene Ontology annotation, cellular component: cytosol; cytoplasmic stress granule. The transcript has 19 exons.
ACUAGAGACAGAGAGGAGGUCGCUAUAGUACUUUUUUUUUUAAGAAAAAAAAAGUUAUUAAGUCUCGCAGGAGAACCGAAUCAGUGAGUGUAGUUUUCAUGGCAGCCAACUGCUAACUCGUAGAUAACUAUUCGUUGAUAUGAAAGAGUCAAACAACUCGGAAAAAAACAUUUAACUCGGGCUCGCUGGAUUCUGCAUGGUCCCUAGCUAGCUAACAGUUAGCUGCGGGAGCUACUUGGCUAGGUGGCUAGCGAGGUCCAGCCCGAAAUUUGUUUACCUCGAGUUGUGGAUGUGGUCAUCCCCUGUACUUUUCACGACUUUUUUUCUGGGAUAAGCAAGCCAGGACCAAGAAUCCACACUGGAUUUAACACUGUGCGCUGUUAGGGAAUUAGCAGGAUGUCCACUGAGGUUGAGUGUAGUCAGGUUGACUCAGGUUUGACAGCGGCCAGCACCAGCGGAGUGCAGGAGAAGAACCAAAACAAGUCAGAAGGGGCUCAUCUGCACAAAGAAGAAGAUCAGGGGCUGAAAGGCUUGGAAAAACAGCUAGAUGGCCACAAAUCCGAGUCAGCCAGGAGCCCGACAGACACGCACAAGAAAUGCAAAGAGAAUGAUAAAGAAAACGACCAAAGCAGCAACGCUGACUCGGCUGUUGAGACGGUGAAGAAAAAAGUUGUUGAAGCUCCGCCACCGAAAGUCAACCCGUGGACGAAGAGGACCACGGGCAGAGUCCCGGUUAAUAAUAUCACUUCUAGUUCCCAAGAGAAAGUGUCUGCAGAUCAACAAAAUGCUCUGAAAGUUGUCCGAGCCAGCAAGCCAAGACCAAGAAAACCCAGCAAGUCGGGCGACUUCAGCGAUAUCACAAACUGGCCCACACCUGGAGAACUGGCCAAAGAGCAGCAACAAAAUGUCGUCAACAACAACGGAAAGAAGCCUCCUUCCCGCAGAGAGAGGGACAAAAGACGAGAGCGGCCGGAGAGGAAAUCGGAGAGCAGCCACGACGGAGGCGAGAGCAAAGAGAACCAGGAGGCUCAUCUGGAGCCGCUGGGGGAGCUGCCCAAAGACGGAGAGUCGAAAGCGGGACAGGACGCCAAGAGCGCCGGCCUGAAGAAGAGGGGAGGUGAGGACUCUUUUUUUGUGUUUUGCACCAACAAGUCUUCAAGCUCUCUUUUCGGUGUGCAAUCACGGCUAGGAAACAAACGUAAGUGGGUUUCUCUGCCACUGGAAGAUGCGUCCCGGGACGGUGCCGACAAGACAUCCAGCGGGGGCCCGACUCGCUCGGACGCAGAGCCCUUCAGCGCCUCACCCGACCCCACGUCACCCAAUCAAACGCUCCACAAUAACAGAGCGCAUGAUAGCAGCCGGACGACAGGUUGGAGAGCAGAGCCGCGGGAUCAUGGCGAUGACGCAGCCAGCGUCCGAAGCGACGGUGGGAGCAUCCGUGGAGGAAUGCGAGGCCGAGGGAAAGGACGUGGACGUGGGAGAGGACGUGGACGAGGUCGCUAUGAAUACUCUCUGAACUACCGAGACGCUCAGUCAUCAGACGGCUCUGUUCCGGUCCCCUCUGAGUUCGGUACCAACAUGGUUUACUACUACGAUGAUGGCAGCAAGGUCCAGAUGUACACAGUGGAUGAAAAGCUUCUUAAGGAGUACAUCAAACGGCAAAUCGAGUAUUACUUCAGCAUCCACAACUUGGAGCGAGACUUCUUCCUGAGGAGAAAAAUGGACGUGCAAGGCUUCCUCCCCAUCUCCCUCAUCGCCAGCUUCCACAGAGUUCAGGCUCUUACCACUGACAUCACCCUCAUCAUGAAGGCUCUGAAAAGCAGCACAGAGGUGGAGCUGGUGGACGACAAGAUUCGCUGUAAAACGGAGCCGGAGCGCUGGCCCAUCCCCGUUCCUCACAUCGUCGGUUCCCCUCGCACCGACUUCUCCCAGCUCAUUAAUUGUCCCGAGUUUGUUCCUCGUCAGAACCUCAGCUCUACAAACUCUGCUUCAUCGCCUGCGACGGAGGCUCCUCUUGAGACAGCACAGCCUCAGAACUCAGCUGAACCCACCUCCUCCAGCCAGGAGUCCCUCCCAGCCACAGCCGAUUUAAAAGAUGCACCUGCCCCCAAGCCUGACCCCGACAACUGGAUCCAGGUGGAGAAACGCCACCGACAGGCAUCCGGAAAGGCAAAGGGCGACAGCAAGCCGCCUCUUCCUAGCCACCAGGCUCCCCCACAGGCCGAACCUGACCAGGAGGAGCUGGACUUCAUGUUUGAUGAGGAGAUGGAGCAGAUGGCGCCCAGGAAGAACAAGUUCACAGACUGGUCAGACUCGGAUGACUCGGACUACGAACUGGACGACCAAGACGUCAACAAGAUCCUCAUCGUCACCCAGACUCCUCCCUACCUUCGUAAGCAUCCUGGUGGGGACCGAACAGGCAACCACGAGUCCCGAGCCAAGAUCACGGCCGACCUGGCCAAAGCCAUCAAUGACGGGCUGUACUACUACGAACAGGACCUGUGGAAGGGAGAGGAACCCACCGAGUGCAGCAAGCAGGACGUGGAAAACUUCAAGAAGCUGAAUGUCAUCAGUAAAGAUGAGUUUGACACCCUCACCCCUAAAGUCCCUGUUGACCCGAACCAGGAAGUUCCACCACCUCCCAUGCCAGUGGACAGCGGAGCAGAACUGGCUCGCUCUCUACCUACUACAGUCCCAGAGUCACCCAGCUCCCAUCAACCCAGAACCCCCAGAACUCCUCGCACCCCCGGACGCCAGGACCCCAACAAGACCCCACGUUUCUACCCAGUCAUGAAGGAGAGUGCCACCGUCGAUGGGCAGAUGCCAAGAAAGAAGAAGACCCGCCACAGUUCGAACCCCCCUCACGAGGCCCACAUCGGCUGGGUGAUGGACUCCCGUGAACACCGACCUCGCUCUGCUUCCAUCAGCAGCUCCAAUGCCUCCCCAUCAGAAGGAGCGCCGCUGUCAGGAAGCUACGGCUGCACCCCCCAGUCUCUGCCCAAAUUCUGGCAUCCAUCCCACGAACUGCUGAGGGACAACGGCUUCACUCAGCAGGGAUAUCACAAGUACCGCAGACGGUGCCUCAACGAGAGGAAACGGUUGGGGAUCGGCCAGUCUCAGGAGAUGAACACUCUGUUCAGGUUCUGGUCCUUCUUCCUCAGGGACAACUUCAACAGGAAGAUGUACGAGGAGUUCAAACUGUUUGCGCAGGAAGACGCCAAAGACAAUUACAGGUACGGACUGGAGUGUCUCUUCCGAUACUACAGCUACGGUUUGGAGAAGAGAUUCAGGUUAGAUCUCUUCAAAGACUUUCAAGAGGAGACCCUCAAAGACUUUGAGAAAGGUCAGCUGUAUGGACUGGAGAAGUUCUGGGCCUUCCUGAAAUAUUCGAAGAUGAAGAACCAGCCCAUCGACCCAAAGCUGCAGGAGCACCUCUCCCAGUUCAAGAACCUGGAGGACUUCAGGGUGGUGCCACCGAUGGGGGAGGAGGGCGGCAGGAGGAGGUGUCAUUCGUCCUCGGCCGGGGAUGAAGGGAGGCGUCGGCGACAUCCUUCCAACACUACCUCAAAGCCCACACAGGCCUCCAAAUCCUCCAACCUGGCCCCCUCCGCCUCACAGACCACGCCCAAAGACAACGCCCAAAAAACGGCAGCAGCGCCGCCCGCCCACGGGAAGAAAGACGCCAGAGCGGCGAAGAAGGGGAAUCCCGCACCAAAUAAAUGAAGCUCCCUCCCGGUGCGGGGUUGAAUCAGCAGCAGGGUGAAGCGGCGGCCCCGGCUCUCCGCUCAGCGUCGACUCUUUUCAGAACAAACUGUGAACGAGGAGAGACUGAGCGUUGGUUGACUUCAUUUGAUUGUUUUUAUCAGUGCAUUUCAUUUAAAAGCAAGCAAGCAUAGGCAGUGAGCUUGAAUCUGUUCGCCUGACAGCUCGUAGCGUUUACAAAGAAAACAAAAAAAUGAAAUGCAUUCCCUGCAUUUUGCCUUUUCCUCUCUCAGAUGCCAAAACUCUUCAAAUUGAUCGCUGCAAACUGCUCUGAUCGGUGGAGCUGUUGAACUGUGAUUCUAGUCUGCCAAGAUAAAAGAUGCGGCAGAUAAGUCUCAUGUGCCUUAAUCUUAUUCACCAUGACGACAGGAGUGUGCUCAGCCACCAAAACUGUCCAAAUCCUGCUUUUUAAGGUCUUCCUAAUUAAUUAUUUGGGGUUUAAUGGUGUUGAAAAGCGAUACUGCCUGUUUUUCUUUUUGUUUUUUUGUUUUU